Molecule: messenger RNA, 903 nt
Organism: Brugia malayi
Lineage: Eukaryota; Metazoa; Nematoda; Chromadorea; Rhabditida; Onchocercidae
Gene: Bma-snt-3
Exons: 8
Coding region: 1-903 (300 amino acids)
Biological process (GO): cellular response to calcium ion; synaptic vesicle endocytosis; regulation of dopamine secretion
Cellular component (GO): axon; synaptic vesicle membrane; dense core granule
Molecular function (GO): phosphatidylserine binding; calcium-dependent phospholipid binding; clathrin binding
Source: RefSeq, a predicted model, not a curated record
AUGUUUUCAUGGAACAAAAGCACACCCGAAUCGGUUUCGCCAAAAACAACAUCAAUAAAUAAGAAAAAAGAGGAGAAAAAGGAAAAGAAAUUCUUGGGACGAUUGUCUUAUAAACUUGAUUAUGAUUUCGAUAGAAAUUCACUAACGGUAACUGUAAUCCAAGCAGAUGGAUUGCCAGCGAUGGACCUUGGCGGUACCUCCGAUCCAUACGUCAAAUUAUUCCUCUUACCGGACAAAAAAAAGAAAUAUCAAACCAGGGUGCAGAAGAAGUCACUUAAUCCUGUUUUCAAUGAAAAUUUUAUGUUCAAGAUACCAUACAACGAAAUCAGCAGUCAAACGCUGAUUAUGAGCGUUUUUGAUUUUGAUAGAUUCGGUAAACAUGGUCAGAUAGGCGAAAUAUCAGUACCUCUUGGAAAGGUAGAUCUAGCAACUACCAUUGAGAGGUGUGACUUGAUCCAAACUCCCCCGGAAAAUAGGUUAGGUGAAGUAUGCUUAGCACUUCGUUAUGUUCCGAAUAAAAAUAAAUUAACGGUUGUUGUAAUGGAAUGCAAAAAUUUGAAAAAGAUGGACGUUCUUGGUCUAUCAGAUCCAUACGUUAAAAUUUAUUUGAUGAUGCAAAAGAAACGAUUAGAAAAAAAGAAAACAACAAUUAAGAUGAAAACAUUAAAUCCAUAUUAUAAUGAGUCAUUCAGUUUUGAUGUCAGCCCAGAGAAAAUGCAGCGGGUGCAUUUGCAAGUGACAGUUUCGGAUUACGAUCGAGUCGGCUCGAAUGAACGUAUCGGUCACGUUAUCAUUGGCAAUAAUGCAAACGGUGUAGCGCUGAAGCAAUGGCAGGAUGUCCUCGCGACACCACGUCGUUCUGUUGCACAAUGGCAUGUGUUGAUGCCAUUUAAUGAUGAUUAA